UGAAAAGAGCCUCCAGAGCCUUUGGAUAUUGAACAGUGGGGACAAUACCCACCCGCCAAAAAAUGUCAACCGCUCCCCAAACGUUAGAGGAGCUUAGCCAUGUCUUGACCUCAGCCCCCUCUGCUGCCGCUCUUCUCCAGGCUCUCAUGGACGCUGAGGGAGAAAUUAGCUUACGGUUUGGUGAGACGCAUGUGCCUAGUGACACAGAGUUCCUGCGGACGUACUAUUCGGCUUAUUUCUACGCGCUCCUCUUGCGGGACGAAAUUAAUGAAGCGCGUAUGUUGAUGCAGAGGAUACCGCAGAGUCUAAUAAGCGCAGAUGUCGUUUUGCAGAAUACAUUGACUUUGCUGCGAGCAGUCUGGAACAAACGGCAUGCUACGGUCUACCAAGUACUGAGAGAGUCAGCCUGGCCGGAUAUGCUUCAGCCUCUGGCCGAAACUUAUGUCGCUUACUUCCGUGACAAGACACUGGGCGAGCUCAGCAUCACUUACGGAGCCAUCCGACCUGAGACCGCGGCUUUAUACCUCGGCUUCAAUCUUAGCUCAGCGGAAAAUGACGCAAUGGGAGAUAUUCCAGAUUCGGCCACUUCAGAAUUGAUUGCAGCCUUAGUGGAAAAAGCGUGGGAGUAUGAUUCGGAUACAAAGCUAUUGAAGCCGGUGCCCCGUCCCGUCUCUGGCGGCACUGAGUUAGACCAAGUCAAAAUUGGGAAACUGGCGGCGCUUUUGGGGAAUUAUGGCGGAUGAGCCAUGGAUUUGUGUGGAUAUUCAUUCAAUGAAAGAAGGGGGCAUGAAUCGUACGAGGCACGUGCCUCCGAUCCUUUGCCAACAACGGCAUCUUACAUUAUCGGGCAAUAUGCGAGAGGGAAAGCCGAUUGCCGCGAAACCAAUUGCCGUGUUGUAGACCACUGGUUUGCCGGCAAUUGGGCUCUUGUUCUAGAGGGAAGAGACAAUCGCUUCACUGACACCAGAUCAACAACAAUGCGACCUGUAAGUCAGGCGCACGGUAUUAAGAGAUACCCAAUGAUAUGUACAACAGAAA
Molecule: messenger RNA, 1038 nt
Organism: Coccidioides posadasii C735 delta SOWgp
Lineage: Eukaryota; Fungi; Ascomycota; Eurotiomycetes; Onygenales; Onygenaceae
Biological process (GO): COP9 signalosome assembly; protein deneddylation
Cellular component (GO): COP9 signalosome
Source: RefSeq, a predicted model, not a curated record